AUGAACAGGAUAAUCUCCUUCACAUCUGGCAUCUUCACGGUCCUCAAUACUAUCCAGCUCUUCGUAUUCGACAUGAACCAGACGGUGUGGAUUAGAUAUAUGCUUCGGUUCAGUCUCUUUUGGGAGGUGCAGUCCAAAACAGUCAACUGGAUCCUGGCCCAGGAGGUCUUUAUCAGUAUCUUCCUCUCCUCCAUCACCUUGAGCACCAGCGCCUUCUUCCUCUAUUGCCUCCACACCAAAAGCUAUGUGGGCCUGGCGGUCUACAGCGGAUGGAUCGUCAUCUACGAGCUCCUUUCCUUCUCCCUGGGGAUGCUGGCCAAAGGGAUCAUCAAGAAUCAGUUCAAGGAACUCGUUUACCUCAAGUUCACCUUCCAGAUACUGCGCAUGCUCCUCCACUUCCUGGCACUGCCCUUCAUCCUCAGGUACAUGCUGAGCCUCUACCAGGAAGCCAAGACCCAGGUCCGCGUGGCCCGCUACUGCUACUCCUCGGGCAGCAUGACUCAAGGGCGCUCCAUGCUCAGGACGGGACCAGUGUACCAACACCGGCUGCCCUGA
This is a messenger RNA of Sorex fumeus (smoky shrew), 555 nucleotides long. RefSeq names its product transmembrane protein 217B (gene TMEM217B). Bases 1 to 555 code for a protein of 184 amino acids. The transcript has a single exon. NCBI's taxonomy places the organism in Eukaryota, Metazoa, Chordata, Mammalia, Eulipotyphla, Soricidae. The record is from RefSeq and is a predicted model, not a curated record.